Molecule: messenger RNA, 1435 nt
Organism: Asterias rubens (European starfish)
Lineage: Eukaryota; Metazoa; Echinodermata; Asteroidea; Forcipulatida; Asteriidae
Product: 3-ketodihydrosphingosine reductase-like
Exons: 10
Coding region: 29-1111 (360 amino acids)
Biological process (GO): sphingolipid biosynthetic process
Cellular component (GO): endoplasmic reticulum membrane
Molecular function (GO): 3-dehydrosphinganine reductase activity
Source: RefSeq, a predicted model, not a curated record
GCAAGUUGACGGCAAGUAGUAGGACCCGAUGUGUCUGCUGUGUGUCAGAGGAGAGAAACGCAACGUUUUCAAUUUAGUUUCUGUUGCUAACUUCAAGUUAUUCAAUAUGGAAUUAUCUAUUUUGCUGUGCAUAGCUGUAGUUGUUUUUGUGCUGUGUCUAUUUGGUCUCUUUUGGUUAUCCUUGUCGAUUCAACCGCCAUUGCUGGAGCUGAAACAAGCCCAUGUUAUUAUAACUGGUGGAUCAAGCGGUAUCGGGAAAGCAGUUGCUACCGAGGUGUUAAACCAAGGAGCAAGUGUCACACUCCUAGCCAGGAAUGAAGCAAGGUUACAGCAAGCACAGCAAGAACUACAGCAGUAUAUCACUGAUAAGACCAAUCAGAGAAUUCUUUGCAUUCCAGUCGAUGUCUGUCGUGACUAUUCAGCAGUUGAAGCUGCCAUUAAAAAGGCCAUAGAUGUGCUUGGACCAUGUGAUAUCCUCGUUAACUCAGCAGGAAUGUCCAGAGCCUUAUCCUUUGAGGACACACCCAUUGAAGACUUCAAGAAAGUGAUGGACGCGAACUACAUUGGCUCAGUUUACCCAACGAGGGCGGUAUUACCAUACAUGAAGAAGCGUAGGGGUGGUAGGAUAGUGUAUGUGGCCUCCCAAGCAGCUCAGCUUGGUGUGUACGGAUACACGGCGUAUGCUAGCAGCAAGUUUGCUCUCCGUGGACUGGCAGAGACGCUACAGAUGGAGGUCAAACCAUACGGUAUUUAUAUUACCAUAAGUUUCCCACCUGACGUUGAAACACCAAUGCUUGCUGAAGAUAAAAUAAAUAUGCCAAAAGAGACUGUUCUUAUAUCGGAGUCGUCUGGUCUUCAUCAACCGGACGAAAUCGCUCAAAUUAUUGUCAAAGACGCAAAGCGUGGGAGGUUCCACAGUUUCGUUGGCUUUGAUGGUUUUUUCUUGGCCGUCGUUUCCUGUGGUAUGUCACCCGUCACUUCACUUCUAGAGGUGUUUCUGCAGGUUUUCCUGAUGAGCAUUUUGAAGUUGAUCUCGUUUUUCUUUGUGGCAAAUUUCAACGGGAUCGUCAUGAGAUGCUUCAAGGAAAGAGAAAGCCAAAAACAGAAAUGAUGAAUUUUGUUUUUAAAUCAUCAACUAAUUUCCCUUCAAGUACUGGUGUAUAUUUUUCGAUCAAGUAAAUUUGUAUUUUUUUAUAAAUAUUGCGUGUACAUUUUGUUACUGGGAGACUUUUCCUUAACCCCUUCAUAAUGCACUAACUUGGUAAGGAGCAAUGGAGAGCAAGAACACGCAUGGCUCUCCAAUGCCUUUCUGCACAACUCUGCCGCGCGCGCCCUGCAUACGCGCACCCAUGUCUGACCUUAAUGUCGGACCUUCGUUGCGUUGUGAUUGGUCAAUACGCAUUGGGGCGGAGCUUAAUGGAUCUGUCUAUUGAAU